AGAUUCACAAGAAAAAAGAGAUCCUGUUCCAUAGUGUGCAAUGAGCACUGCGACGGUCACUUACCACAAACUACCGCCGAUUUCCGGAUGGACUCCGAACGAACACGAGCGCGAUGCGCAGAUGAGAAAUGCGCCAAAUCCUCAACAAGGCGCUUACCCUGCAGGGCAAGAAUUCGGCGGAGAAGAAGUGAAAUGGUCGCACUAUCUUGCACAAGAGCGAUUUCAUGAUCAGCUUGUCCAGACUCCCGCUCAGCCACCGACACGGAAACCGCGCGGGUCCAAAUGUAGAGCUCCAACCUUGGCGUUGCCCGGUGAAGAGCUAUGCCUUGUUUGUGGCGAUAAAGCGUCAGGAUAUCACUACAACGCUCUGACUUGCGAAGGAUGUAAAGGAUUUUUUCGACGUUCAAUAACGCGACGAGCGGUCUACUACUGCAAAUUUGGACAAACAUGUGACAUCGACAUGUACAUGAGGAGAAAAUGCCAACAUUGCAGACUUGAAAAAUGCAUGAGAAUAGGAAUGAGAGCUGAACUGGUUAUCCCCGAAGAGCAAUGCCGUAUGAAGAGAGAGGCGAAAUUACGGCAACGUUCGAACACGCGAGAAGGAACGGAACUCCCAUCACCAUCAUCUACUGAUCUCCCACAACUUGGCUCUGAUUUGACUGUAGAGCACGAGCUCUCACCUGAAACCAGCGAACUCAUCUCGAGGAUCACAUCUACAUCGCAGCAAGCGGCACUGGUCAGAGAUGAGGCCAUGGCAUCACUUUCGACCUCUGCCUCCUCGUCAGCUUUUCAACAAUUGGCCGAGUUGACAAUCCUGGAGGCGCAACACGUGCACGAAGUGAUACGGCAGUUGCCGGGAUUCUCUCGUCUUUGCGAGGAAGACCGGAGAACAGUGCAGAAGGCUUCAAAGACUGAAAUCCUGAUAUUGCGAACAGCAAGAAGAUACGACGUUUCCGAGCGCUGCUUAUAUCUUGGGCAUGACCGCUAUACAUUCCGGUACGACUUGCAAAGAUAUCGGGAAGCUGGGAUGGCUCCUUUUGCAGACUUUGUAUUCGAUCUGGCACAGAGACUAGCUGAAUUAGGACCAGAUCAGGCUGAGAUGUUGCUUAUGGAAGCGUUGAUUGCCUUCUCGGACAGACCCGGUCUGACAGACGCUCGCAGGUUGCAAGAAACUCAGGAAGUUUAUAUGGAUGCCUUGCAGCAGUGCACAGAUGUGAGAAAACCAAAAGACUCCACACGUUACCAUCGUCUUCUUGCACUUCUUGCAGACCUGCGACGAUACUGCAUAGAGCAUGUGGAUGCGUCUACCUCAAACCAUGACUACGACAGCGUCAUGGAUGUGAAGCCAGAGAAGGCAAUGUUGGAGCAGAUCAUGCAAAAUAAAGGCCCAAAUUUUACCAUGUACCAUAUCCCUCGCUGACGCAGGAAGUAUAAGCUUGCCUCUUUCUAUGUAGAUAUCUCCCAGGGUUCUCAAGUUUCGGUUGUUGAUUUAUUACUGGUUGGAAAAUUAAAGUGCAG
Molecule: messenger RNA, 1518 nt
Organism: Cylicocyclus nassatus
Lineage: Eukaryota; Metazoa; Nematoda; Chromadorea; Rhabditida; Strongylidae
Source: the annotation of a GenBank genome assembly